AAGUCACAAGACCCAAGUCAGCUGAAUUUUCUGUGUCGUAGUAGUGUGAAAAUCACUCGGUAAAUUUAAUAAAUUUUCAUAAAUUCUGUGCUCGAAUUUGUGCUCCAGAGCGACACCCCAUUUUGCAUAGGAUCCAUCUGUUUAGACAAGCCAGCACAAUGACUACCGCUUUGUAUUUGCCCGAGGAAAACAUCGACAUGAUUGCUGCCACCUCGGUGCUGCAGCAACAAGCAGCCGACAUUCGCACCAAAGCCAUCAACUGGGCCCCCUAUAUGCAGUCGCAGAUGAUCAGCGAGGAGGAUUACCGUGCCAUCAGCGCACUGGAUAAAUCACGCGCUGCCUACUUGGCCCAGAACUCCAGUCAGGUGGUCAAGACUCUGCUCAAUCUAGUCUCGCAUCUGUCCAAGGACUCCACCAUUCAGUAUAUUCUCGUAUUGCUGGACGAUUUGCUGCAAGAGGAUCGCUCACGUGUCGAUCUCUUUCACGACACGGCUGGCAAGCUAAAGCAGUGCAUCUGGGGUCCCUUCCUGAACCUACUGAAUCGUCAGGAUGGCUUCAUUGUCAACAUGGCGUCCCGGAUUCUGGCCAAGUUCGCCUGCUGGGGUCAUGAGACCAUGCCCAAGUCAGACCUGAACUUCUACUUGCAGUUCCUCAAGGACCAACUGGCCAGCAAUAGCACAUCCUAUCUGCAAGAGAUGGCCCAGCUGGCCAAGCGGACCCAGACCAUACUCGUGCACACACACGGACUCCAUGGCAAUAACAAAGACAACCAUGGCCACCAGUACAGUCCCAAUCUGGCGCAGCUCCAGCAGCAGCAUCAGCAAGAGCUGGUCGUCUCGUCCAACGAGAGCUAUCGGCAGGUGUCCAACAGCAACGAGCAGGCGCAUCAGCAGGAAGGCAAAUGUGUUAUACCGAACAACGAGUACAUUCAGUCGGUGGCCCGUUGCCUGCAGAUGAUGCUGCGCGUCGAUGAGUACCGAUUCGCCUUUGUGGGUGUGGAUGGUAUCAGCACUCUGAUUCGCAUUCUGUCGACUCGCGUCAACUUUCAGGUGCAAUACCAGCUGAUCUUCUGCCUGUGGGUGUUGACCUUCAACCCCCUGCUGGCCGCCAAGAUGAACAAGUUCAGUGUGAUCCCCAUACUGGCCGAUAUACUGAGCGAUUGUGCCAAGGAGAAGGUCACCCGAAUUAUUCUCGCUGUCUUCCGCAAUCUGAUCGAGAAGCCCGAAGACACGUCGGUGGCCAAGGACCAUUGCAUUGCCAUGGUUCAGUGCAAGGUGCUGAAACAGUUGUCCAUACUGGAGCAGCGUCGCUUUGACGAUGAGGACAUCACCGCCGAUGUGGAGUAUCUCAGCGAGAAGCUGCAGAACUCGGUCCAGGAUCUGAGCUCCUACGAUGAGUAUGCCACUGAGGUGCGCAGCGGCCGUCUGGAAUGGUCGCCGGUCCACAAGUCGGCGAAGUUCUGGCGCGAGAAUGCCCAGCGCCUCAACGAAAAGAACUACGAACUGCUGCGCAUUCUGGUACAUUUGCUAGAGACCUCCAAGGAUGCCAUCAUUCUAUCCGUUGCCUGCUUCGAUAUUGGAGAGUAUGUGCGUCACUAUCCCCGCGGCAAACAUGUCCUGGAGCAAUUGGGCGGCAAACAGAUUGUCAUGCAGCAUCUGGGUCACGAGGAUCCCAAUGUGCGGUACGAGGCCCUGCUGGCCGUGCAGAAGCUGAUGGUACACAACUGGGAAUACCUGGGCAAGCAGUUGGAGAAGGAAAACGAGAACCAGAAACAAGGUGCUGCACCCAUUGCUGGCAAGGCCUAAGGCCUCCCAAAUCCAACAUAACAUCCACAUGCACAAGGACACAACAAAAUUUGCAUACAUAUUUUUUAGCCAGGCCGCCAGCCUGCCAAAACUUAACCAACAAUAAGAGUUGUGGAGGGACUGAUGCUACCGCCUAGCAACACCUGAACACCAUCCCAUGCGAACCCCAUCCGGGCAUCCUCCACUUCUCCUCUCUCCACAUUUAAACAUGAUGUUUGUUCGUGCUACAUUUAAGCGCAUGUUUGUUCCCUGCUUAAACUAAGUUCUUGUUAGUCCCAUCCCCAAGCCCAGCCCUAUAGAACGUAUUGAGAGAACAAUUUGAUUUUUUUUGUUGGCAUUCCAAAAAGACAAUUCAAAUAGUGGCAAAGAAAAUACAGAUCCUCUACGAUUGUUCCAUUUAAUUGUUUACCUAUUUUGUUGUUAUUAUUAUUUGUGUUCUUAAUUUUUAUGUGUGCGCCGCUGUACAGAGUUUUCUUCUAAACCAGAUGAUAUGCACUUCUAUUGUAUUAUAAUCGCCUCAGCGCACCCACAAAACAAAAUAAAAAACAAAGACAAAAAAAAA
Drosophila obscura is the source of this 2367-nucleotide messenger RNA. It is a transcript of the gene VhaSFD, whose product is annotated as V-type proton ATPase subunit H. Gene Ontology annotation, molecular function: proton-transporting ATPase activity, rotational mechanism. The transcript has 7 exons. Gene Ontology annotation, biological process: proton transmembrane transport. NCBI's taxonomy places the organism in Eukaryota, Metazoa, Arthropoda, Insecta, Diptera, Drosophilidae. The coding region runs from base 159 to 1805 and encodes 548 amino acids. Gene Ontology annotation, cellular component: lysosomal membrane; vacuolar proton-transporting V-type ATPase, V1 domain. The record is from RefSeq and is a predicted model, not a curated record.